UCUCAAAACCCUUCCAAAAACCCUCCGCAGCCGCAAAAAAGUCCUCAUAACACCAACUCCUCACCUCUCUCUCUCUCUCUCUCUCUCCACCGAAAACCCCGUCACCUCCACAACAAAAAGCGGGGGAAGAAGACGACGACGAAGGGGGUUUCGCCUCCUCCAAAACCCUAACCAUCCCAAUCUCCUCUCUCUUUACCCUAAUUUCCCUUCUCCGAAAGGGGUUAGGAACCUCUCCACCCCCUCGCGAUGGGAUCGCCGUCGCCGCCGCCGCCCCUAGGCCUCGCCUCCGUCCUCCCCCCGAAGGAGGCGGAGGAGAAGAAGGAGAAGAAGGUCGACUACUUGAACCUCCCCUGCCCCGUGCCCUUCGAAGAGAUCCAGCGAGAGGCAUUGAUGUCUUUGAAGCCUGAGCUUUUCGAAGGAUUACGUUUUGACUUCACAAAGGGGCUAAAUCACAAGUUCUCUCUCAGUCACAGCGUUUUCAUGGGUUCCAUGGAACUUCCCUCUCAAUCAUCGGACACUCUCAAAGUACCUACCGCGCAUUAUGAAUUUGGUGCCAAUUAUCUGGAUCCAAAGUUGAUGCUUGUUGGAAGAAUACUGACUGAUGGAAGGCUGAAUGCACGGGUGAAAUGUGAUCUGACUGAUAACCUUACUAUGAAAAUAAAUGCACAGCUUACAAAUGAGCCACAUUACUCUCAAGGCAUGUUUAACUUCGAUUACAAGGGUAAAGAUUACAGGGCUCAAUUUCAAAUAGGAAACAAUGCCUUCUACGGGGCAAAUUAUAUCCAGAGUGUUACACCGCAUCUAUCCUUGGGCAGUGAAGUUUUCUGGCUUGGUCAUCAGAGGAAGUCUGGAAUUGGUUUUGCUGCACGUUACAAUACAGAUAAGAUGGUUGCUACUGGGCAAAUUGCGAGCACCGGAAUUGUUGCACUGAGUUAUGUUCAGAAAGUAUCUGAGAAGGUUUCCCUUGCAUCUGAUUUCAUGUACAAUCACAUGACGAGAGAUGUUACUUCAAGUUUUGGCUAUGACUACAUCCUUAGACAGUGCCGUCUAAGGGGUAAACUUGAUUCAAACGGUGUUGUCGCUGCCUACCUGGAGGAGCGGUUGAAUAUGGGUGUCAACUUCAUUCUUUCUGCAGAAAUUGAUCAUCGGAAGAAAGACUACAAAUUUGGGUUUGGUAUGACUGUGGGGGAGUAACGUUGUUUUCGACAAUUUUCCAUAAGAUAUGCUUAGGGUGGCUUGUGCUGGUUUUCCGCUCGAGCCUCGUUAGCUUUACGACUUCCUGGCCCUAGAAUUCCUUAGUGGCACCUCAUCCUUCGGGAGGCGAGUUCUUUAGAUAGAAAACCGGCACUUCCAUUUUUAUAUUGAUAUUUGCAGGUUCAUUUCCAAAUAUGGCUUUUGGAGACCAUCAGAUAAUAUGUGGCACUUAGUGCCAUGAUUCUUUGUUCAUCUCUCUUUUGAUGGAACAAGUCUUAUGGCGGCUGAUCGUGAAUAUCAGUUUUUCCGAAUUUCUUUUUCUUGAGAUAUAUUCUGAAUCACUUGUGUCGGAGGGUAACUUGUUUAAGCCAACGAAAAAGAAACAUUGUUAUACAUUUUUAACAUUAGCUGUUGUAUGAGUUUGGUUUAUUUGCGCAGGUUGAUGUUGUUUUCAAGAAUCAUGAUACUGCUGCAUCGAGUGUUUUACAUGAGAUUUUGCUUUCUUUAAUUUGUAUUA
Messenger RNA from Ananas comosus (pineapple), 1711 nucleotides. RefSeq names its product mitochondrial import receptor subunit TOM40-1-like. Lineage: Eukaryota; Viridiplantae; Streptophyta; Magnoliopsida; Poales; Bromeliaceae. Gene Ontology annotation, cellular component: mitochondrial outer membrane; mitochondrial outer membrane translocase complex. Gene Ontology annotation, molecular function: transmembrane protein transporter activity. Gene Ontology annotation, biological process: protein import into mitochondrial matrix. The transcript has 11 exons. The record is from RefSeq and is a predicted model, not a curated record. Bases 247 to 1194 code for a protein of 315 amino acids.